Messenger RNA from Odontomachus brunneus, 2834 nucleotides. RefSeq names its product heparan sulfate 2-O-sulfotransferase pipe (gene pip). The record is from RefSeq and is a predicted model, not a curated record. Gene Ontology annotation, cellular component: membrane. Gene Ontology annotation, molecular function: sulfotransferase activity. The coding region runs from base 886 to 2079 and encodes 397 amino acids. NCBI's taxonomy places the organism in Eukaryota, Metazoa, Arthropoda, Insecta, Hymenoptera, Formicidae. The transcript is spliced from 8 exons.
CCUUGCUCACCGAAACCCCGAAAACGCGCGUCCCUCUUUCGCUGCAUGGCGAGGCUCCGUCGCGGAAGUGGCAAUCCCCGCUCCGCGGAUCGCUCUCUCGGCCAGGGCCUCUCGUGGAGUGGCGAAUGUGGAGUAGAAUCGCGGCAUCACGUCGUGCCAUGGAGUAACGGAGCGGACGCGGAAUAGAACGUAUCGCGUGUCGUCUCAGCUCCUCGCAUCCUCACGGCUCCGAGAGUCGAAGCAAAACGUGAAGAAACGCGGCAGUCGCGUGUCGACCAGCCACCCAGCAGGACGAGUCACUCGGACGUAGACCGAGUUGGUGCGCGUCUCUGUCGGCCUUUGCCUCCGCGAGCGAAACUUCCUCGGAGAAUUGAUGACUGAGAAGGUCCAUAAGGACGAUCGUCGCACACGCGCUUCAACGCCUAGUACCUUGAGGAACAUUCCACGUGGCGGCGCCGUUGAUUCGAGCAAAAUUGCACCGGGCACGAUGUCGUAAAGUCGCGUGACAACAAGUUCGAUUGCGAUACGCGUCGAGGACCGAUUGUUAGCAAUCGGUUAGCGGGAAGAUCGAUCGUUCGCGGGGAUUCUCAGCGGUUCGAAGUCGCUCCACGCGAAUUUUCGUGAACUUAUACGUCCCAAAAACGUUGUUUAACCUUGGUCUUCGCAUUUCGGGCAAGAGUGAAAUAUAGAGUGAAUGAAUUUGAUAAGUGAUCGUCGUCGGACUACGUCGGCAACGUUAUUCGGGAAAAGGUUCGCCGACAGAUUAUCUUUCUGCCGAUGGGACGCAGCACGUGAGCGACGCGGCCACGCGGACCCAUCCACUUGAUCGUCGCCGGCGAAAGAAAAACCACGCGGAAAAGGCCCGAUUUCGAAACGAGCGACAGGAUGCCGAAGGAGAACAUGUGGCGGCAGAGGAGAAUACUCGUUCCCAAGAGGACUAUCGAGCUGAUCGCUUUGAUAGCGAUCUCCAGUACGCUUUUCCUCUUCCUGCACACGAGGGAUUUGCACUCGCGUCUGAAGAAGAUGGAGGUCCGUCUACAGCCAGGAGAAGAUGAUGUGCUCUCGGCCAAUCAACUUUCUUCCGAAGGUGUUCAAACGGACUCCAAUCCGAAUGGAAUUGUCCAUUACUCGAGUGGGCAACGUAUUAUUACAGAAAAGUACGCUGAGUCCGAAGCCCUCGACAUCGACGUGCUCAACAACACCAAGCGGGCUGACCGAGAGGUGCUGUUCUUUAACCGCGUGCCGAAAGUCGGCUCCCAGACAUUCAUGGAGUUACUGAGGAGGCUGUCGAUAAGGAACACGUUCUCGUUCAAUAGGGACCGCGUCCAGCGAGUCGAGACGAUACGUCUCGCGCCGAUCGAGCAGCUCCAGCUCGCCAGGAUGGUCAGCAGUUACUCGGAACCAUCUGUCUAUGUGAAGCAUGUCUGCUUCACUAACUUCACAGACUUCCAUCUGCCGGAGCCGAUUUACAUCAACAUAGUCCGUGAUCCCGUAGAGAGGGUUAUAUCUUGGUACUAUUACGUAAGAGCGCCAUGGUAUUAUGUCGAGAGGAAGCAGAUCUUUCCGGAUUUGCCACUGCCUGAUCCAAAUUGGCUCAAGAAGGAUUUUGAGACGUGCGUUCUCAAGGGUGAUCGUGAAUGUAGAUACUUGCAAGGCGAGAUCCAUGAGGGCAUCGGUGAUCAUCGCAGACAAACUCUUUUCUUCUGUGGACAUAGCGAAAAGUGCACUCCCUUUAACACGGUGGGUGCUCUGGAGCGUGCGAAGCUGGCGGUAGAGAAGCAUUACGCAGUAGUUGGUGUGCUGGAAGACAUGAAUACAACUCUUACAGUAUUAGAGAACUACAUACCGCGAUUUUUCCAAGGAGCUACUGAUGUUUAUUAUGACCAAGUAAACUCCUUCAUGAGGAUCAAUCGAAACUUCUUCAAACCGCCAGUCAGCGAAGAAGUGAAGAACCUGGUGCGCAGCAAUUUCACUCGCGAGGUCGAAUUUUACCAAUUCUGCAAACAACGACUCUACAGGCAAUACAGAGCUCUCAAAUUAGCCUCCACUGUUCCUGCGUCCGCAAAUAACCAUCUGUAAAAGAGGACAUCUUUGUGUGACUAAUUAUUGUGCAAGAACAUUUCUAUAAAAUAUUUCCGCGAUUGCUGUAACAAUAUCGUGAUAUCAAAGACAACUUAUCGUCUGAAUGUAUAAUAUAUUCAUUCAGCGAAAUGUUUGUGAAGCUACGAUGGAAAGGCAAAAGCUGACGAGAAUACGAGUGAAGAUUUGUCAUUUUAUAUCCAAGCUGUUGUGACGUGGAUGCAUGCGCAAUUCAAAAAUAGAGACGCUCUCGACGAGUGCCGAAGAAUUUUUGCGAGCGAAUGUGUCACACCGCUAUCUGUUUAACGGCUGUUUGCGUAACUACGUGAGUUCACGACGCAUUUAUCAUUAUGGGGAUAUGUUGCGAUGAUCGACGUGUUCGUGAGAUGGUUUCUUCAUUCCGUCGGCGACGACAAAAACGCGACAAAGACUGCAAAAUAGCGACGCUUUUCACCACAAAGUACUUACGAUCACACAGCAAGUGUACAGGGUAACCGUAGAGCAUCGUUUUGUAAAAGGAAAUGUGAAAUACGUUUGUACUUUCAUCGACGUACAAUCAUUUGAAAUAAAAUGCUGCCAUUUUAGAAAAAGAGCGAUUAAAUUUCUUAUUUGUUUAAUUACUUUUUUCUUGUCGCACUUGAUAUUAAGUGGCAAAAUGUUGCCCUACCCGCUUCCGUCGUGUUACUAAAAAAUAAAGGCUUUAUCUAGUGUACGUCAUUAAGUUGUAUAAUUUAGAAAUAAAAAUGUGCUUUUAA